UUCAUUGCAAUGGAAAGAAUAAAAUUUUAAGUUUUCUUGUAUUUAAAAAUGUUUAAGCCGACAUCUAUUAAGGAAGCUAUCUCAUUAUGGCAACUAAAAAAUAGUAUACCAGCCUCGGAGGCUCAUGAAGUCGGUUUACAAUUUCAAUGGCCGCCCAUUGAAAAAAUGGACUCUAGUUUGGCUCGAUUAGUCGAAUGUCGCAAGCUAAGUCUCUCAACCAAUUUGAUUGAUAGAAUUUCGGGUCUCGGUACCCUUAAGAACUUAAAAGUUCUAGAGCUCUCUCAUUUAAAACUAAGAUCUUUACUGACCAUAUAUUAUUUUAUUGUAUAUACGCCGCAGGAAGUCUUGGAAAAUACUUUGGAAGAAUUGAUUGUCAGCUACAAUUAUAUUGAAAAACUGCAUCCAAUUGACACAAUGAAAGCUUUGAAAGUAUUUAACGUAUCAAAUAAUCUCGUUAAAGAUUGGGUAGACUUUAACCUGAUGGCCACAAUAAAAUUGGAGUCUUUGUCGUUUCUUGGCAAUCCAUUGCAGGAAAGGUUUGCUGAUGAUGGACUCGUAUAUAAAAUGGAGGUGAGAAAACGAUUACCAAACCUAAAAUAUUUAGAUGGUGAUCAGUUGAAAAAAAAUAGUUACAUUUAGCUUGUGUAUAGAAUUAACGUAUUUUACGGCAUUAAUAAAUUUACUUAAGGUUAUUUAA
Messenger RNA from Teleopsis dalmanni, 697 nucleotides. RefSeq names its product dynein light chain 1, axonemal-like. NCBI's taxonomy places the organism in Eukaryota, Metazoa, Arthropoda, Insecta, Diptera, Diopsidae. The transcript is spliced from 2 exons. The coding region runs from base 49 to 639 and encodes 196 amino acids. The record is from RefSeq and is a predicted model, not a curated record. Gene Ontology annotation, cellular component: cytoplasm. Gene Ontology annotation, molecular function: protein kinase binding.